This is a messenger RNA of Rhea pennata, 1943 nucleotides long. RefSeq names its product fin bud initiation factor homolog (gene FIBIN). NCBI's taxonomy places the organism in Eukaryota, Metazoa, Chordata, Aves, Rheiformes, Rheidae. The transcript has a single exon. The coding region runs from base 33 to 653 and encodes 206 amino acids. The record is from RefSeq and is a predicted model, not a curated record.
GCUGCCCGCGGCGGCGGCCGCCCGGGCGCAGCAUGCCGGCGCUGCGCCUGCUGUGGCUCGGCUGCCUCGGCAGCCUCUGCCGCGGCUACUUCGACGGCCCGCUGCAGCCCGAGAUGUCCAACGGGAGCCUGCACCACUACUUCGUGCCGGACGGCGACUACGAGGAGAACGACGACCCCGAGCGGUGCCAGCUGCUCUUCAGGGUGAGCGAGCCGCGGCGGUGCGGCGCGGCGGCGGCGGCGGGCGGCCUCAGCCUGCGGGAGGAGCUCACGGUGCUGGGCCGGCAGGUGGAGGACGCGGGCCGGGUGCUGGAGGGCAUCGGCCGCAGCAUCUCCUACGACCUGGACGGGGAGGAGAGCUACAGCCAGUACCUGCGCCGCGAGGCCGCGCAGAUCGGCGACGCCUACUCCAGCUCGGAGCGGGCGCUGAGCGAGCUGGAGAGCAAGUUCCGGCAGGGCCGCGAGCCCGAGGGCCGCGACGGCGCCCGCCCCGGCGACGCCUGCCUGGGGCUGCUGCUGCGCGCCCGCGCCCUGCUGCGCGACACGCUGCGCGUCUCCAGCGGGCUGCGCGACAAGCACGACCUGCUCAGCCUCACCGUGCGCAGCCACGGCGCCCGCCUCAGCCGCCUCCGCAGCGACUACCUGCGCGCCUGAGCGCCGCGCGGGCGCGGACACGGCCCCCGCGGGCAGCGGGGCGCGGGCGCGGACACGGCCCCCGCGGGACACGGACACGGGCGCGCUCCACCGCCCGCGGGCGGGCCUCUUGGCGGCAGAGGGCCGUCGUCGGGAAGGCACCGCGCAGCCCCAGGUCUGCUUGGGAACCUCUCCUGAUGCGCUCGCGCAAAUAACUCAUCCCUUCUGGAACUGUAUUUAUUAUGGCUGACUCCAUAAACAACUAGCACGUUCCUAGAAAGUUGAAAGGUAGCGGUUUGUUUAAAUUAAUACCCCAUAUUUAAAAAAGUUACCCUGUAUUACAUUGUUCGUGUUCGCUUACAAAGCAAAGUGCGCAUUCCCACCAUUGCUUCUCUGCUGUUAGCUGAUGGAUUGCCUUUUCUGCCUGGGCUGGCCUACCACAAACCUGGGUGAAGUGUGGGAUCGCCAGCCACGUUCAGGUUCUCGUGUAGUAAGCACUUGAAUUGCUUUUGUUGUUACUCUGUCAGGCAGGGUGAAACCUCUGGCCCUCUAGUCUUUAACUUCCUUUCCCCCCCCCCUUUUCUUUUAACAGCACAUAUUCUACUCACAUAAAAUAUUGUUCUAGUACUUAACCUAAAGCUGUGAUUCCCAUUUGUGUUUUCAAAGAAGGGCACCAUUCUGGCAGAGUACUCUUUAAGGCUUGCUUAUCUGUGACACUAAGCUGUUGUAACUCCUAGAGCCAGCCAGAAAGGCUUAUGUCAGAUCCUGAGAAUGCUGAUGCAGACUUUUAUAGUAAGGAGCCUUAGCAGUGAUUGUAGUUUCAGAUCCUAAAUUUAAGAGCCCAGUUUCCUAGUUUUUUUUAGCAGACAAAAAGUAUUUGUCUGUUCCUACACAAUGACAUUUAUUGUUGGUGCCUCUGUACUUUUGCUAGCUAAGCUAUUAUUAAAAUUAUUUGUGCUCCUAGACAAUAGCAGAAGUGCCUAGUAGGGAGGAAGGGGAAGAUUGGAUUAUUUGAGGUUUUAGAAUCACCAAUAUUUAAUCGUCAAUUUGGUGUAAUAUGGCUACUAGGUUACAGAUACUGCAGGCAGAAUCACUGUUUGGAUGAAAAAAGUUAAUAUGUUGUUUUAAUAAAUAUUUGAAAACAAUGUUAAAGCACAUUAUUUUUUUCUCUUACUGUUCUGCUUCAGUCAUUCUUGAUUUAAAACAUACUGUUGUAAUGCAUCUAUUCAGCAAAACUCUGGGAAUAUGUAGACUCUGCCAAAUGAAAUAACUUGCUUUUUAGUAAAAAUAAAUAAAAAUUUACAGGCUUAA